Messenger RNA from Helianthus annuus (common sunflower), 616 nucleotides. RefSeq lists its product as uncharacterized. The coding region runs from base 95 to 412 and encodes 105 amino acids. The transcript is spliced from 3 exons. The record is from RefSeq and is a predicted model, not a curated record. Lineage: Eukaryota; Viridiplantae; Streptophyta; Magnoliopsida; Asterales; Asteraceae.
AGUUGCUUUAAAAAAGGUUGAAAACGACAAAUUUCGUUGAUGAUAAAUACCAUAAGACACAACAUGCAACUUCAUUAAUUAAUACUCGCCAAAUAUGGAGUCUCCAAGCACCGAUAACAAGCCAAACUGCAAGUGCUCAGAAGGAUGGAAAUGCACCGUCACCAAAACUGAGCCAUCCCAGACUGGCAAACCAUUCGCAAAAUGUGGCGGCAGCGGUUGCACCUGUGUCACGUAUAUAUGUUCUCUUUCUUAUGUGAGACAGCUUUGGUGCAACAGCCAUUGGAGAUCUCUGCAGCAGCCAAAGCAUUCUGUGAGUGUGGUGAAGGUUGGUCUUGUGUUGUAUCCAAAACCGAGGGCCCCGAUGCUGGCACGAAAUACUUUGAGUGCGGUGAAGGUUGCAUCUGUGUCGUAGAUGAAUCAAACAAUGUGAAGGUUGUAUGCGCCUGAGUUGCAUCAUGUCCUUGAAAUCUCACAGAGAACAUACCACCUUGUUCGGUGGUUUCUGCUAUUAAGUUACUUUAAGAUAUUGUGUUUUGCCUAAAAUAAGCAUGUGAGAUUUGUAAUAAGCUACUAUUUGUGUGUUGCAUAAUAAAUGAAGUUUGUGUUUUGUUAAUAA